This is a messenger RNA of Balaenoptera acutorostrata (minke whale), 1173 nucleotides long. It is a transcript of the gene SMIM12, whose product is annotated as small integral membrane protein 12. NCBI's taxonomy places the organism in Eukaryota, Metazoa, Chordata, Mammalia, Artiodactyla, Balaenopteridae. The transcript is spliced from 3 exons. Bases 232 to 510 code for a protein of 92 amino acids. The record is from RefSeq and is a predicted model, not a curated record.
GGCGCCGGUGGGCGGGGUCCGGGGCGAGGUCCCGCGGGCCGCUGGGAGUGGCGGCUUCGGUGCUCCCCGAGCGCCGGCGGAUCGCGGACGGAGGGCUGGGGCCGGACGGCGGAGUGUGAGCUGCGGCGCAGAUUGUUUCAGAGACCCAACUGUUGCAUAAAGCAAGGUGCCCUCUUGCAUUGCUCUGCAUGGGGUGGAUGCUCAGUAAAUUGUGCCAGGCUGCCUGAUGUCAUGUGGCCUGUGCUUUGGACCGUGGUGCGUACCUAUGCUCCCUAUGUCACCUUUCCCGUGGCCUUCGUGGUUGGGGCUGUGGGCUACCACCUGGAAUGGUUCAUCCGGGGGAAGGAUCCCCAGCCUGUGGAGGAGGAGAAGAGCAUCUCGGAGCGCCGGGAGGACCGCAAGCUGGAUGAGCUGCUAGGCAAGGACCACACCCAGGUCGUGAGCCUUAAGGACAAGCUGGAAUUUGCCCCUAAAGCUGUCCUGAACAGAAACCGCCCGGAGAAGAAUUAAUGGAGGACACAGGGCCCUAUGGGUCCUUCUGGGGGCCAGGACUGGUCCCGCCACCAUGUCGACCCAGCAACCAGAACCCACAUCUGAUUUGCUUUAUUGCUUCUUCUGGCCCCUCCCGCCCCACACAGCCACACACAUACUGGCUGCUCUGCUAUGGCCAGGCAGACACACUAGUAGCUGAGGGCCCAGUGAAGAGGAAGGCCCGUGGGGGUUCUGGCCUGAAGGCUGCCUCUGCUGGAUGGUGGCCACAGCUGCUCAGGCUUCUGCGCUGCUAGGUGCACCCCUGGGAGGAGAGUGGUGAAAUGAACAUUGGCUGUCAGUCCCUGUGGGGAGGCGGUUUGGCCUUAGGUGGGAGUGGCUGGGAUUGGGGUGAUGCCUUUAGGAGGGAUACCUACACGCCUAGUUCUAGUUUGCACUGGGAAGAGUUAAGAAAUCUCCCUGGCUCCCUUCACUAGCUUGCUCUGUCCUUUGUGCUCAUUCUCCCUGAAAUCCUGUCCGCUCAGGAAGGGGAUUCCCCUGGGAAGGAAAGCAGUUUUCUGUUCUUGGGAGCCCCGGCUGUUCACCUUGGGGCAGGUGAAUUUGCUUGAAAACAGUCACCGUCUUUCAUCCCCCACCCCGUCACUGUGUAGUGCAAAACUUGAUUAAAGUGGCGUCUGAAAACCA